AUUAUUGUAUCACUUUAUAGAUUGUUAAAACAACAUUUGUCAGUUUGAAUAAAUUCUAACUAAUGUUGUAAAAAAAAAUACCCACAUUUCACUCUUUCAAAUUGUUAAAAUACAAUAAAUAAGAUAAUAGGUUAUUUCAGGAGCAAGAAAUUUAAUGAAUGAAGCUUCUGAUUUAAAAAAAAAAGACAAAUCUAGGAAGCUUAAGACUUAAGUUAAUGUCUCCCAGCAAGCAGAGUUUUGGUGCUUAAAAAUUCUUCUAUUUAAAAAAAAGACAAUUUCAUGUGUCAUUUGUUAAUUUAUGAACCCCAUUCAUAAGGAAAACGUUUCACAGAAAAAUAAGGCUGCGGAUUAGAUGUCACAAAAUAGAAAUCACAUUGAUACAAAAAUAUAAUAAACUGCAGCCUCCAAAAUGUUCGAUGAUGCAACUGUCAAUAUCAGGAAAUUAAGUUAAACCUGAAUGAGAGUUAAUACAGCUAUGAAGCACGGAAGAGAGUAAAAACCAACUCUGCUCCAUCAAUAUAGCUAAAACACCUACAGAAACUGCAUCACAUAAAGACAUACGUAAAAAAAUGCAGACAUGUGAACAAGACGUCCUAAAAUAUGCCAAUAUUUUCAAAGUGACUAGCGAGUUUGGAUACCCACAUUAUGAAGAUGUAAUUUUCAGAAAGUGUUGAGCAUCCAACCUUUGAAAGUUACACUAGUAUGUGAAGUUGGACACAAAAAUUGAGGCUCAAGGGCUCAGAUCAUAACUGAUGUAUGGAUUUUACACUAUAAUUUUGUUAAUUGCAACAUAUAUAGAUAUAACAUAUAGUAUGUGGGUAUAACAAGCUUUGAUGUGUUUAAGUCCAUCACAUUACGAAUCAUAUUAAAGUAAUCAAAUUGAGAGAUUUUUUUUUUUACUUUAAUAACAAUCUCAAACUGAAAAGGCAAUAAUCCAGACCUCAAACAGAAAAAAACACCCAAAGCAGCCCAGAAUCUCAAUGACAUAGCAAAACUAAAAUAAUUUUUGGUUAAGGAUAAUGUAAGUUAACAAGAACAUACCUGCAAAAUAAAAAGGACUACUUUAAAGUAAGCCACAGUGUGAAAAUUCAGAAAUAAGGGGUUUUUUUCCUCCAUAGAAAACAAAAAAAAUCCGAGUUUGAGAAUGCACUGCAAAAUUAUCCUUGAAAAUAAGUUAAUGGAAUGUUUAUUACCACAGCAGAUUUCUUAAAACUCAUUCCAACCAUGCAUCAGCAAACAGCAAUAAUUCCAAAUCUUCUCAUGACAUGUGAUUUACGUGUAAAAAAACCCAAAAGAAAACCCAACUAACCCUCCCCUACAUUUAUCUUACUGCUUCUGCAAUAAGAAUUUUAAAAUGCAAUAGCACAAAUGGAUCUUGUGUUUAUCAGAUUGAAUCCUUGGAAUUUUGAUAAUAGCAGUAAGAAAAUUUUGAUUCUCUGAACUGCAUCAGAAAAGUUAUUACAUAAGUUGGCAAAAAGAGGAACACAGUUUUCCUUCCGGUAUCAUCAAAAACUCCCUCAGAAUUCAGAUACCUGACAUAUAGGUACAGCAGUAUCAUACACAAGGUAUACUUCACUAUAUACAGACAUCACAGAAUAAUUAGAAAAUGUUAAUCUCGUUACUCAUGUAAUCUUUUGCUGUUAACACCACUUACCAUUAGAAUUACAAUAAAUAGUUUGCAUUUCUAAAAAAGAAAACUCAAAUAAUUAAAAAAAUAUUUAUUUAAUAGUAAGUGUGAAUACACCAUCAUGACAAUUAUUUGAAGCGGUGAUGAAGAGACAGAGGUUAAAAUGUAGGCCAGUUACUGUCCCAGGAAAAUGGUAAAAGGGAUAUGCAGAUAUUUGGAAGAAAACAUUAGAUGACCAGAGUUACAGAAAAACUGAUCAGCCCUGUUACAAUACCUUUAUUUUCAAUAGUUAAAAGUAAAUAUAUAAAGAAUUAUUAUCUUACUUCAUAUUUAUACUUUACAGUAUAAUACACAGGUUACAAUUUUAGUAGUUAGGACAUGAUAAACCAACAUAAGCAAUAAUAAGUAGAACAGAUGCUCAGUUGCCUGUUUAAGUAUUUUUAUUUAUAUUCACAGAGAAUGUGACAUAUUAACUUCUCUCUCACACAGAUAUUCAUAUACUAAGCUAAAGGGUGGUUGCAACAAGCCUUCUCACCACAUUAAGCACAAAGCAGCAAGGGCUAGGCAAGAUUCUAGUCUUCCAAAGGCUGGGCUUGUGGGCCUUGGAGACUUGCAUAUAAAACUCCACCUCUAAAGCCCCUUGGGUCGCUUUCACAGAAAUAUGGUUUAAUUUGAAAUGUUUAAAAGCUUACAGCAGUUGAAAGCUCCAAGUUCUCCGAUUACAAAAGACUUUUUUCCCGUCUAAUUUUUACAUCCUUUUAAUUCAAGAUGUGCUUUCUGAGGGGUAACAUUAAUCGUUGUGUUCACUUAGAAAUGACAGUUUUCCUUGUUUACAUCCAUUGCUGCUGAAUUUCAUUUUCAUUUUCUACAACUCUGUUAAUUUUUACGAGGCCCAAACUCGAUCUGAAAAGCAUAGCCACACGACAGAUCAUAAAGACCGAUCCUUAUUUAUCAUUUAUUUAAAUCUGAUAGAAAACACAGUAUUUAUUAGAGGUCAGUUUGACCACGGCCGAUUAUUAGCUUUGUUUUUAUGCCCGACUACAAGCAGUAAGUAACAAUAAACAAAUCUUCUCAUCUGACGUAUAAUCAUUACUUAAAGUUAAUGCAAGCUAAAUACACAAUUUAAAUUAUUUAAUCGCAAAUCCCACUUGCUACUGCACAAGAGUCUUUCAAGAACCUUCGCAUGUUAUCGAUCCACCCAUAAAUUACCUCCUGUUCAGCCAUAGGUUGCAAGUAUCACCAUCUUUCGCCGGUCCUCGUGUUCACGGCAUUCCUCCUCCUCUUGCAAAUAUUCCUAGAAGCCUGAAGAUUCAUUGACCCGGUGUCCAUGAUGCGCCAGCAGCAGGAAUAACUACUCCAAGGCGCAUUAAGUUUAUAAAAAAAAAAAAAAGCUGCUUCAGAUCCUUUCCCCCGGCUCCCAGCGAGGCGGUGCCAACGAAAGAUGCAGAGCGGUUUGCUCAGCUUUACAAACCGGGGCAUUAUUGUUUCCCAAAAAGCAAGACGAGCCAGCCCCGAGCAGGACGUUGCAGCGGGUCACGCCGGGCUGGCACUGCCCCGGCACAGAGACCCGGGCGCUGCAACUUACAGACAGACGCCACAUCCGCAGCCCCUUCGCCGCAGGGAGAGUGUCGGGGCAGCGGCGCCCGGUAGUCCGUGACCCCGGGGGGCUGCCGCGCCCGCCUCGCCUAGCGCGGCCGGGGCUGCCGCGGGGCAUUUUCGCUUCAUUUGCCGACUACGCUGACACUGGUAACUUCCAGCCCAGCCCGCUACGAGCCGCCGCCCCCUUCCUCCCCCCCGCGUACGUCGUAUCCCUCCGCUGCGGCCUCCUCGCCUCCCAGAGAAAGCGCCUUUCAGCCAAGCUCCCCGCCCACCCCGCCUCUGCCGCUCCGACAUCUUCUCGGCCGGCCUGCUCGUACCUGCGCCGCGCUCCCGCCUCUCUGGGCGUGUCAGCGGCGGGGGCCGCGGGGCAGGCCGCUGGGGAGCGGGUGUCGGGGCAGAGGGGGGGGGGGCGGCGCGCGCGCGCGCGCGGCGCGAGGGGCCGAGGGAGUGGGGGCGGAGGGGGCAGGGACUCUUUCCCCGGGCGGAGGGAUCGCGCUCGCUCGCGGUGGGUCGGCCGUGGCGGCAGCGGCGGCGUUGGCGGCGGCGGGCUGCUGCUGCCUGCGAGUUGUUGUUUCCUCCUCCCGGCCGCGGGUUGAAUGGUGGAGCCGAGACUCUUCCUGCCGAACGAACAGUGACAGCUACCGGGCGGGCGGACGCGUUCGCAGGGCCCCGCCGCCGCCGGGGAGCGCGGCCCGAGCGCCGCUCGCCAUGUCCGGGGACGGCGGCGGGCACAGCGCGGAGCUGCGAGCGGAGCUCUACUUCCUCAUCGCCCGCUUUCUGGAGGACGGACCCUGCCAGCAAGCGGCUCAGGUCCUGAUCCGAGAAGUGGCGGAGAAGGAGCUGCUGCCCAAGCGCACGGACUGGACGGGCAAGGAGCAUCCGCGGAGCUACGAGAACCUGGUGAAAUAUUAUAGACACUUGGCACCUGAUCACUUGCUGCAAAUAUGCCAUCGACUAGGACCACUUCUAGAGCAAGAAAUUCCUCAGAGUGUCCCUGGAGUGCAAACCUUAUUAGGAGCUGGAAGACAGUCUUUGCUUCGCACAAAUAAAAGUUGCAAACAUGUUGUGUGGAAGGGAUCUGCUCUUGCUGCAUUACAUUGUGGUAGGCCUCCAGAGUCACCAAUAAACUAUGGCAGCCCACCUAGUAUAGUGGACACCCUUUUUUCAAGAAAACUAAAUGGAAAAUACAGACUUGAACAACUUGUUCCAACUGCUGUGUAUCAACAUAUGAAAAUGCACAAACGAAUCCUAGGACACUUAUCUUCGGUAUACUGUGUAACUUUUGAUCGGACUGGCAGACGGAUAUUUACCGGUUCUGAUGAUUGCCUUGUAAAAAUCUGGGCAACAGAUGAUGGAAGGUUGUUGGCAACUUUAAGAGGACAUGCAGCUGAAAUAUCUGACAUGGCUGUGAACUAUGAGAACACCAUGAUUGCUGCAGGGAGCUGUGAUAAAAUGAUCAGAGUUUGGUGUCUUCGAACAUGUGCACCCUUAGCAGUUUUGCAGGGUCACAGUGCAUCCAUAACAUCACUACAGUUUUCUCCAUUGUGCAGUGGAUCAAAGAGAUAUCUGUCUUCAACCGGAGCAGAUGGAACAAUAUGUUUUUGGCUGUGGGAUGCUGGCACCCUUAAAAUAAAUCAGAGGCCAACAAAGUUUAUGGAACGUCCUCGCCCUGGAGUUCAAAUGAUCUGUUCUUCUUUUAGUGCUGGUGGAAUGUUUUUGGCCACUGGAAGUACAGAUCACAUCAUUAGGGUUUAUUUCUUUGGAUCAGGUCAGCCAGAGAAGAUAUCAGAGUUGGAGUUUCAUACUGACAAAGUUGACAGCAUUCAGUUUUCUAACACUAGUAACAGAUUUGUGAGUGGAAGCCGUGAUGGGACAGCACGCAUAUGGCAAUUUAAGCGAAGGGAGUGGAAGAGUAUUUUGUUAGAUAUGGCUACUCGUCCAACAGGACAAAAUGUACAAGGAGUAGAAGACAAAAUCACAAAACUGAAAGUAACUAUGGUGGCAUGGGACCGCCAUGACAAUUCUGUUAUAACUGCAGUUAAUAACAUGACUCUGAAGGUUUGGAAUUCUUUCACUGGCCAGCUUAUUCAUGUCCUUAUGGGACACGAGGAUGAAGUAUUUGUACUUGAGCCUCACCCAUUUGAUCCUAGAGUUCUCUUCUCUGCUGGCCAUGAUGGAAAUGUCAUAGUUUGGGAUUUGGCCAGAGGGGUCAAAAUUCGGUCUUACUUCAACAUGAUUGAAGGACAAGGACAUGGGGCAGUUUUUGACUGCAAGUGCUCUCCUGAUGGCCAGCAUUUUGCAUGUACAGACUCUCACGGGCACCUUCUCAUUUUUGGCUUUGGCUCCAGUAGCAAAUAUGAUAAGAUAGCAGAUCAGAUGUUCUUUCACAGUGAUUAUCGACCUCUUAUCCGAGAUGCCAACAACUUUGUCUUAGAUGAACAGACACAGCAGGCUCCACAUCUCAUGCCUCCCCCUUUUUUGGUUGAUGUUGAUGGCAACCCUCAUCCAUCAAGAUUCCAGAGAUUAGUUCCAGGUCGUGAGAACUGCAGGGAUGAGCAGCUUAUUCCACAGAUGGGGGUGACUUCCUCAGGACUGAACCAAGUACUGAGUCAACAAGCAAAUCAGGAAGUUAGUCCAUUGGACAGUAUGAUACAAAGACUUCAGCAAGAACAAGAUCAGAGACGUUCUGGGGAGGCAGGCACCAGCAAUCCUAGCCGGAUAGGAAGAAGCUCUGUAAGCUCUACCUCAGAAGUACAUUCACCACCAAAUAUAGGAUUAAGGCGCAGUGGACAAAUUGAGGGUGUGCGACAGAUGCAUAGCAACGCACCACGAAGUGAAAUAGCCACUGAGCGGGACCUCGUGGCUUGGAGUCGAAGGGUUGUGGUACCUGAGCUGUCACUGGGGGUAGCAAGUAGACAGGAGGAAUGGAGAACAGCAAAGGGAGAAGAAGAAAUAAAGAUUUAUAGAUCGGAAGAGAAAAGGAAGCACAUUACAAGUCAUGUUCCAAGAGAGAACAAAAUACCUUCUUUUUCUAAGAACCAUUCUCAUGAUCAUAUAUUAGAUACUGGAGACUCAAGAAAGCAACAGAUAAACCAGCACAAUUACCGUACCAGAUAUGCAUUGGAAGAAACUGCCAGGCCUGCUGAAGAGUUAGAAAAUGGAAACAGUUCUUCAGAUGAAGGAGAAGCCGUUGUUGCCAGUGGUGGAACAUCAGAAGAUGAAGAGAAAGCAUGGCACAGUGAUGGCAGCUCUAGUGAAUACUCCAGUGAUUACUCGGACUGGACCGCAGAUGCAGGAAUUAAUCUGCAGCCGCCAAAGAAAAUUCCUAAACUUAAAACCAAGAAAGCAGAGAGCAGUUCAGAGGAUGAAGAGGGGAUUGAAAAACAGAAACAGAAGCAAAUUAAAAAGGAAAGGAAAAAAGGGAAUGAAGAUAAAGAUGGACCGACAACAUCACCAAAGAAAAGGAAACCCAAAGAGAGAAAAAAAAAGAGGUUGGCUGUAGGAGUUUUGGCAGAAAAUGGCUUGACGUUGGAAGAAUGGCUGCCUUCAGCAUGGAUUACAGAUACUAUUCCUCGUCGGUGUCCGUUUGUGCCACAAAUGGGUGAUGAGGUUUACUAUUUCCGACAAGGUCAUGAAGCGUAUAUUGUAAUGGCUAAAAAGAAUAAAAUAUAUAGCAUUAAUCCAAAAAAACAGCCGUGGCAUAAAAUGGAACUACGGGAACAAGAGCUGAUGAAAAUAGUUGGGAUUAAAUAUGAAGUGGGAUUGCCUACUCUCUGCUGUCUUAAACUUGCUUUUCUUGACCCAGAUACUGGUAAAUUGACUGGAGGAUCAUUCACCAUGAAGUACCAUGAUAUGCCAGAUGUUAUAGAUUUCCUAGUCUUGCGGCAGCAGUUUGAUGAUGCAAAACAUAGACGAUGGAAUAUAGGUGAUCGUUUCAGGUCAGUAAUAGAUGAUGCCUGGUGGUUUGGAACAAUUGAAAGCCAGGAACCUCUACAGCCUGAAUAUCCUGACAGUUUAUUUCAGUGCUACAAUGUCUGCUGGGAUAAUGGUGACACUGAGAAGAUGAGUCCUUGGGAUAUGGAGCUCAUACCAAAUAAUGCUGUGUUUCCUGAAGAGCUGGGAACUAGUGUUCCUUUAACUGAUGUUGAAUGCCGAACAUUGAUCUACAAACCUCUGGAUGGAGAAUGGGGUUCCAGAACCCGAGAUGAGGAAUGUGACAGAAUUAUUGCAGGGAUAAACCAGCUCAUGACUCUAGAUAUUGCUUCUGCAUUUGUGGCACCUGUGGAUCUCCAAGCUUAUCCAAUGUAUUGCACUGUUGUGGCAUAUCCCACAGAUCUCAGUACCAUUAAACAAAGACUGGAAAGCAGAUUUUACAGGCGGCUUUCUUCACUUAUGUGGGAAGUUCGGUACAUAGAACAUAAUACACGCACGUUCAAUGAACCAGGAAGCCCUAUUGUUAAAUCUGCCAAAUUCGUUACAGAUCUUCUGCUACACUUCAUAAAAGACCAGGCUUGCUAUGAUAUAAUUCCAUUAUAUAAUACAAUGAAGAAGAAAGUCUUGUCUGACUCUGAUGAGGAAGAAGAGAAAGAUACAAAUGUGCCAGGGACGUCCACUAGAAAAAGGAAGGAUCAUCAACCCAAGCGGAGGCUGCGCAACAGAGCACAGUCAUAUGAUGUUCAGGCAUGGAAGAGACAAUGCCAGGAGUUGUUAAAUCUUAUUUUUCAGUGUGAGGACUCUGAACCUUUUCGCCAACCAGUGGAUCUCCUUGAAUAUCCAGAUUACAGAGAUAUUAUUGACACACCAAUGGAUUUUGCUACAGUUAGAGAAACUCUGGAAGCCGGCAAUUAUGAGUCUCCAAUGGAAUUAUGUAAAGAUGUCAGACUUAUUUUCAGCAACUCUAAAGCUUACACACCAAGCAAAAGAUCACGGAUUUACAGCAUGAGUUUGCGCCUUUCUGCUUUCUUUGAGGAACAUAUAAGUUCCGUUCUAUCAGAUUAUAAAUCUGCUCUGCGCUUUCAUAAAAGAAACACAAUAAAGAAACGAAGGAGGAAAAGAAGAAGAAGCAGUUCUGUUUCCAGUAGUGCUGCAUCAAGCCCUGAAAGGAAGAGAAGGUUAAUAAAACCUCAGUUGAAGGCAGAAACCCCUGGUGCCUCCUCAUCUUCAGUUCCUGUACGUUCAACAACACUGAGACACAUUGCUGCUCAGAUGAAUGGAAAAGUAGCUGAAUCUUCCUCUUUGGUGCGGACCAGAAGUAAUAGGGGGAUAACAGAUACAGCUGUUACAGAACAACCAUCCACUUCUUCAGGAGGAAAACCUUCAAUUACAAAACCCAAUACUACUACAGUGUCAGGGAAAACAAUACUGGAGAAUUCCACCAAACAUUCCAAGAACCAGAAUAUUCUAUCCAUUCCUAGCCAAUCCAGUUACAGCCACAACACUAGGAAUAACUCUUCAAGAGAAAAUGUGGAGAAAGAUAAACAAAUUAAACGUAAAAUGAAAUCAUCCACUAUUAAUCAGCAAGACUGCAAAAAUAAUGCUUUGGCAUCAGGAAGCAUUCAGAUAAAUGGACAUGGAGGGCAACCUUCAAAACUUCCAGUUAAAAGAGGGCCUGUGCGGAAACUGAAGAUAGAGGCUAAUAGCAGUACAUGUGAAGUGGUGCACAAGAAAAGAGGUAGAAAACCAAAAAAGUUACAAAUUGCUGAACAGAUGAAUGCAGAGCAGAAUUCAGUCCAGACCACCAGGGACAUGGUAAUAGAAGAACCCUCAGUUUCUAGUGCAUGCAAUUCUCUUUCUGAAAAUAAUGUGAAGGAAACUGUAUUACAAAAAAAAGGCCGUGGAGGCAGAAAGCCAAAAAGAAAGACACAGACAAGUCAACCAGACUCAGACCUUCUAGUCCCUGCAAAUGUUAAGAUGCAGACAAGAAGCAGAAGGAAAAAAAUGGAUGAACCUGUAGAAGAAGAAGGAUCUGAGGAACUGAAAGAUUCUGAACCUCACAUGAGAACUAGAAACCAGGGUAGGAGGACAGCCUUUUACAAUGAAGAUGACUCUGAAGAAGAGCAAAGGCAGCUAUUGUUUGAAGACACCUCUUUAACUUUUGGAACGUCUAGCAGAGGCAGAGUCCGAAAGUUGACUGAAAAAGCAAAGGCUAAUUUGAUUGGUUGGUAACUGUUACCAAACAUAUUCCUUAGAAUGCUAUGAAGCAGGUACAGUUAAGGAGUGAGCAGAACAAAGACUUCUGCUCCCCUGCUGCUAUUAUGGAUUAGAAGAAUAUGUUGUGAUUUGAAAAAAUGAGCAAAAAAGAAAACUAAGAGAACACUUCUUUGAAAGAAAUAUAUAUUUUAAACUUUUGCUAUUUAUUGCCCUCCAGAUAGGUUAUGCAUUUCAACAGUCAUUUUGGUCAUAGUUAAGAAUAAUUGAAGACCUGUAAAUAAGCAAUUACUGACAUUUUAAAAGUGAGAACUCUUGAGCAGUGCAGAGUAUUUCUGUGAUUAAACAAAGUGAUAGAACUUUUAAUGCCACAAACUGAGAACAGAAGUCUAUUUUUGACCAAGCAAGGUACAUUUUUAUUGAUUGCAGAAGUCAUGUCUCCCAGGAAGGCAGAUAUUGGCAAAGAGUGGCAGUAAAUUAAGGAUUACGUUUCCAUUAAGGACAAAUGCAAAAUUACCAAAUUUUGCUAAUCUGAAAAUGUUUAAUUUGAGUAGUGAUGGAACAUUCAACUGCAAAAGAAGCCUAGCACAGGCUGUUGGUUUAUCCAAGUUCUGCCAAACAGAGAAAAUGUAAUCACAAUAUAUAAAUAUAUAUAUAUAUAUAUAUAUAUAAUAUAUCCACAUUGGAAAAAGUUUGACUAAUAUGUCUAAUUUUUCAGACCUUGAUUCUUGUAUCAAUCACUAAAUCUCUGUUUAUUGUGCCAAAGACUGAGAAUCAGUGCAGUGGAAAGCCUUUUUUUCUUUUCUCUCUCUCUCUCUCUCUUUUUUUUUUUUUUUUUUUUUGAGUGUCAGUACUGCAAACACUUUUCAAAAACAAAGAAGACUGUGUAUCAUUCUAUAUAGCAAGUUGUUAUAAAUUGUGCUGAGAUGUAUCCUCUUUUGGUACUUAAAUAGAAAACAGGAAUGCACUGGUGGGAUCCUUUGACAGAUAUGUUUUAGACAAAAUUUAUAAUUGGUUAAAGGAUUCAAGGAAAUUACAGGAAAAAGUAUGGGCUUAUGAUGUUUACUUUCUGAUCUGAGUUGAUGGUUUUCUACAACUUCUGAUAUGUUUAGUAAACUAAAAAUGACUUACAAAGAAGUGUGUAUGUGUAGAUUGAUAUAUACACAAACACAUACAUAUACAAUAUUACCCAGGUAUAGAUUCUCUUUUUCAGGUUUUUUUAGAUAGCACUAGAAUUAAAAAAAGAAAAGAAAGAAAAAGAAAAGAAAAAAGUAAAUUUUAAAUGUCAUACUUUAUAGUUUAAUUUUAAGGGGAAGAUUGGUUAUUUUCAAUUAUUAAAGGUUAAAAAAGGCCAAAUCACUUUUUAUGCAAUCAUGUUUUAUACAAUGGUCUCAUUGCACAUUGUGUUUUUUCUGCACUUUUUACGGUAUACUUAUCACUCUGACAUAAGUCAAUAUACACCCUAAAGAAAAAUUACAUUUAAUGAUUGUGCCUUGUAUUCUAUUAUUUCUUGCAUCCUUAGUAAAAUUAAGUUGUCUAUUGUAAAUGAUAACUAUAUGACUUAGGGGAAUGUAUUACUAUAUAUACUGCUGUGGAAAAGAAAAGCAGUUAUUUAUUUGUUUAUGGUACAUUUAGUUAUUUUAUACCUUAAAAAUAAACUUUAAUACCAUUUUCUAUUGCUUAAAAGGUAUUGUCCAGUUUAAAAAAAGUAUAGAAAUAGUAGUAUUUUCUGAGAUCUGGUAUGGUACAAAAAUGUAACCAAAAAUUUCAGAUACAUUAUUUUGGGGUAGCACAAGACAGUGUGUCAUGACCCUGAUUUAGAAGAAUAAAAAUUGAAAAUUAAAUAUUAAAAAGUAAAGCCUAGUGCUGAAAACCCUUACUCAUACAAGAAGUCUUCAUUUACAAGACAAGUCUGAUGGACUUGAGUGCAACUGCUGAAGAAAGAAUUUGCAGGAUUUAGGACCUUUAAACUUGCACAGAUUCUCUUUAUUCAUUCUGAGCCAAAUCCUAAACUCAUUAUUCUGUUACAACAAAGUCUGUUUAAGAAAUUCCUGAGCAAGAAAAACAGUAGAUGGCCCAAGAAGAGUAGAUAUUAGCUAUCAUUUACCUAUUAUGGAUAAAAACUAGUAACCCAUGUACUUGACAUUUUUAGUAUUGAUUUAUGUAACUAUAUUCAUUAUACGUCUUUAUAUGAAAUUAAGUAAACUAUUUUCCGGAGCCUGACUUGAUUACUCUGACUCUGAGUUUGGGGGGCAUGGAUUUGAUUAAUUUGAUUUUCAUCUGUUUAUUUAUUUUUUCUAACAAAUGUUUCUUUACUAUUAAAAUACAGUUGCUAAACAUAUGGUAAGGAGGAAAUUAUGGUUGUACAGUGAAAAAUAGUGUAUUUCACAGUUCAAAACUAAUUCAUUUUAGUGUGAGACUUGACAGUUAAUUUUAAGGAUCUCAUUGGUGAUUAAGGCAAUCAGUUUCAAAUGUGUAAUUUCCUGAUGUUAUCUGCAUUGUAAUAUAAAAAAUAGAGUAUAUCUAAAAUUCAACUUCUGUAUUUACACUAUUUGUAAUGUUUUAUAUGGCAUGAUUAUGUAUAUAUUUAUACACAGAAAAUACUGUAUGUAAUGUUGGAGAAUGGAAUAGCACACAUUCCCAUUACAUUAUAUGAAAACUGUACACCUUAAAACCACAAGAAUAGAAGGCCUUAUCUGCAAAACAUAGAUACAUUGUUCCCUUUCUAUAGAGAUCUGUGACAUUAAGCUACAGGGGUUUUUUUUAAUUGACAUUUAGAAAUAUUGACAUUGUUUCCUUUUUAAAUAGAUUGUGAAUGAUUUGGGUCAGUUUUUUUAAUAGACACAACACUUUAAAAAUUAUGAGAAGUAAUAUCAGAUUUAUUAAAAUAUAUAUUUUUAUAAUUUAGCUUCUUUAGGUUGUAAAAGUUUAUUUAUGAGAAUUAAUACCAUACAUUCAUGCUGUAUGUCCUUUUUUUGUUUGGAAGAAUGUAUUUGAGAUAUUUGCAACAUAUUGUACCAACAAAGAAAAAGAGCUUUUGAUAACUAAGUCUGAAGGUAUUAAAUGUGAGCAAUAAGCUGAGGUUCAGCAACCUGAAAGAAUUUCAAAACUAUAGUUAUGUGCAUGUAAUGGAUAAUGUUAUCUCAAGUAUCUAACAAAUAAUUCAAAAAUGGAAUAUUGAAAUAAUGUGUGUUUGUUUCACAUAUAGAUUGUAAAUAUUAUAUAAAUGUGUUUUAUUGAUAUACAAUCACACUAAUCUUACAAGUCUGGCAGCAAUGAACACAACUUUAUUCAAAUCCAUUGAUAUUUGACUUUUGAUAUGGGGAUAUUCAAUUGUUUUCUCUGUUGGUUGUCGUUAAAGUCAAUAUUUACCAACAAUUACCACUGAGUGGUAUUAAAACCACAGUAUUUUCUAUCUUUAGAUUAGGAAAUAGCUGCUGUUUCUCAGAUACCAUUAUAUUCGAAAUGUUUACUUUAACAGCAGUCACUGUACCUUUGCCUGAAUACUGAACAAGUAUUUAUCCUGUUUGUUUCCAUUGAUAUUUUAUUAUCCAAGAAUUGAACUUGAAGAACUUCAUUACAAUAUUGUUCCGCAUUUUGUCAUUAUUCAGCUAAGGUUCUUGUCAUUGUGCUAUAACCAGUGAUCACAACUGUACAGAAAAUGUCUCUUGUGAUUAGACUGCUGUGAUAUAUACUUGCAUACAUUUAUUUAGUGUUUCAGAUUGUUGUUAGACUUGUAAGAUUAAGUGGGUUGAAUUUAAUAUUGCUAUUUUAUAUUUGUAAAAUAUUGAUAAAAGGACCCUCAUGCAGCAUGUCAGAUGUAUUAACAUCUAUAAAAAUAAACUAUCACCUUUACGUUGUGUAGCAGAUAGCUUAUGGGCUGUAUUGCUGUACCCAGUAUUUUUCAAGUAUCAACGCUGGGCGCCUGGUCCAGAGCCUUUUGCCAUAUAUUAAAAUAUUAUGCAGACUAAAUCAGUACAUCUAUUUGACAACUGGAAGUUUGAUACAAUUUGUACAUCACACUAUUAAAUCUCUCUUGCUCACAUUUACUUUUAGGCCCUGAUCCAGCAAACACUUCCGCACAUGUUAAACUGUUUGCGACUCCUAUAGAAGUUACACAUACUUAACUGAAUGAGCGCUGUAGGCCUCAUAUACAGUAGACUCUUUUUAGCCUAUCUUUAAUGAUUCUGUGAACUCACUUUGAGCAUGACUCUAGCUAAAGUUUUUUGACAUAUUGCUGUAUUUUAUCCUAAUUCCCGAUCUUGUUCUUGCACACUUUAACUGUGUUCCACACUAGCUGGUCAAACUGUUCUUUUCAGCUAAACACUGCUUCUCUCUUUAAAAGGAGUUUAAAUGCAAUUCUGUUACACUGGUGAAAGCUGAAAGGAGAGAGGGCCUUAACCUCACCUGGAGACAACAAAAGCUCAUUUUCUCUGUUGCCUUUUACUACCUAAUGAAGGCAAAAAUGUUAACUGUAAAAUUAUUUGAUAAUAUAUUUUGUCUAUUUUCCCCAAAGUUCUUGCAGCUGAUUAGUUUCCAGGGACACCUAGGUAUUGAACUGAUAAAAGGGCUGUUACUUUUCUGCUGUACAUUAUUGUAUAGAAAUGUGUUUGUUUAUAUGCAGAAACAGUGUAUUAAAUUUCAUAUAAAUUGGCCAAGUCUGAAAAUUUAUUUCUGAUAGCAAAUCCAACACUCUUGUUGUUUUAACUUUACAUAAUUUCAUAGUUUUUAGACAGGAACGGGGCUCUUACUUUCUGGUAUAUUUGGGGGGAAAUUUGGGUAGCUUUUAAAUUGAAAUUAACCUCUACAUGUCUCACCUGUUUGUACUAACUAGUAUGGGAACCAUUUUUGCUAUUUAUUUUAACAGUAUAUUUGAGCGGAAAAACUACUUAAAGGUUAGCUUUUUAUAAUUUGUUUUAUUUAAAAAGAAUACCACAGAAGAGGGUUAAACUUCUUGUUCUGAAGACUACAACAGCAUCAAGGCACUCCAGAGAAUCUAUGCGGCAAUAAGAUAAAGAUAAAUUUUAGGAAUUAGCUGUGACAGGCUAUUUGGGGGAAAUUAUCAGGGGGAAGGGAGACAGUAGGUCUUUGGAACUUUUUAAAUGCAGAUAAAUACAUCAAGAAAUUUGCUUAAUGUGAUAUAAACAAUACAUUGUCAGAGUGGAGGUAAUAUUUUACUAUGACUUUCUACACUAAAAAAAAAAAAGAAUAAGCUCCUACAAACUGGGAGUAGAAAGGAAUAUUAUCCUAUCAGCACCUACUAUGUACACAUGCACAUAAGGCACACCUACUAUUUUGUACGUGAAGUGCAUGUUGAUUUACAGAUAUAGUGAGAAAAAAUGCAAAGUUACAUUUUUGGACCAUAUUAAAACUGCAAAACCAUCUUGUUAAAAGAUCUUGAAUGAAUUAUUUAUACCCUGUCAUUUAUAACGUUUAGACGUGUAGAAUGUAGCUCAAUUUUAAGGAAGUGACCUAGAAGGGUUAAUUUUGAAACUGACACAUUUUCAGAUUAAAAAUUAUAAUGCUUAUUUUGUACAGAAUUAUGUAAAACACAAAUCUGGUGUAUGUAAUGAAUAACAAACAGUUUGAAAACAAUAAUUCUUUAGCUUUAUCAAGGUCUUUUUCUUCCAGAAAUCUGGAUUAUCAUGUUAUAACCUGCAGUAUCACACCAGGAUAAACAGUGCCCUUUCUUUUUGUACAUAUUGAUUGGAACUUUCUUUACUGUUAUGUGGACACUUUCUAUGUUAGUUUUGAUGCAUAAUACUUUGAAUCCUUUUAUACAAACUAGAAUGUAUGUGUAAGAAUUACUGUCACUGCAAUGUAGUAACUACAAACUUAUUUUUAAAUAAAUAGAAAACUUGUUUUUCUAA
Messenger RNA from Dermochelys coriacea (leatherback sea turtle), 15243 nucleotides. RefSeq names its product pleckstrin homology domain interacting protein (gene PHIP). Gene Ontology annotation, molecular function: protein binding. The coding region runs from base 3935 to 9391 and encodes 1818 amino acids. Gene Ontology annotation, biological process: regulation of cell shape; regulation of transcription by RNA polymerase II; cytoskeleton organization. The record is from RefSeq and is a predicted model, not a curated record. NCBI's taxonomy places the organism in Eukaryota, Metazoa, Chordata, Testudines, Dermochelyidae. The transcript has 40 exons. Gene Ontology annotation, cellular component: nucleus.